AACUCCAGCUUUGAGUCACACUCAUUCAUUGGACUGACAGCUGGGAGAAACUACACAGUCGUAGUGACCACAAUCAGUGGACCCUUUGCUGAAGAAUCAGAGCCUGUUUCCAAUGCAACCUAUCCCAAUCCACCUGGAGCUAUUCUUGUAGAAGAGCAGACCACUGAUUUCAUUACUAUAAGUUGGGGUUUGCCCCAAGACAUGGACUUGGGCCAGUACAGUUUCAUCAUAGUCUAUCAAACUAAUGAAACCCAGACCGCAAACAAUAUGACGACAUUGAAGAACUUGACAUCAGGGACUCUGUACAGCAUCUCUGUGGUAACCGUAGGGCCAAUGGGCUACCAGAGCACUCCAGUGACGGCAGAAAUCUCCACCAAGCCUGAAAGAGUGAGGCCUGUGGUUUCAAGCAGAGGCACCAAUGAUACCAUUGAGGUGACAUGGACCUCUCCAUCUGGCAAUGUAGAACAAUACAUGGUCAACUUGAUCAGUGAUUCUGGAGAAAACCAAACAAAGGUUCUUAACUCCAGCUUUGAGUCACACUCAUUCAUUGGACUGACAGCUGGGAGAAACUACACAGUCGUAGUGACCACAAUCAGUGGACCCUUUGCUGAAGAAUCAGAGCCUGUUUCCAAUGCAACCUAUCCCAAUCCACCUGGAGCUAUUCUUGUAGAAGAGCAGACCACUGAUUUCAUUACUAUAAGUUGGGGUUUGCCCCAAGACAUGGACUUGGGCCAGUACAGUUUCAUCAUAGUCUAUCAAACUAAUGAAACCCAGACCGCAAACAAUAUGAUGACAUUGAAGAACUUGACAUCAGGGACUCUGUACAGCAUCUCUGUGGUAACCGUAGGGCCAAUGGGCUACCAGAGCACUCCAUUGACGGCAGAAAUCUCCACCAAACAAUACAUGGUCAACUUGAUCAGUGAUUAUGGAGACAACCAAACAAAGGUUCUUAACUCCAGCUUUGAGUCACACUCAUUCAUUGGACUGACAGCUGGGAGAAACUACACAGUCGUAGUGACCACAAUCAGUGGACCCUUUGCUGAAGAAUCAGAGCCUGUUUCCAAUGCAACCUAUCCCAAUCCACCUGGAGCUAUUCUUGUAGAAGAGCAGACCACUGAUUUCAUUACUAUAAGUUGGGGUUUGCCCCAAGACAUGGACUUGGGCCAGUACAGUUUCAUCAUAGUCUAUCAAACUAAUGAAACCCAGACCGCAAACAAUAUGACGACAUUGAAGAACUUGACAUCAGGGACUCUGUACAGCAUCUCUGUGGUAACCGUAGGGCCAAUGGGCUACCAGAGCACUCCAGUGACGGCAGAAAUCUCCACCAAGCCUGAAAGAGUGAGGCCUGUGGUUUCAAGCAGAGGCACCAAUGAUACCAUUGAGGUGACAUGGACCUCUCCAUCUGGCAAUGUAGAACAAUACAUGGUCAACUUGAUCAGUGAUUAUGGAGACAACCAAACAAAGGUUCUUAACUCCAGCUUUGAGUCACACUCAUUCAUUGGACUGACAGCUGGUAGAAACUACACAGUCGUAGUGACCACAAUCAGUGGACCCUUUGCUGAAGAAUCAGAGCCUGUUUCCAAUGCAACCUAUCCCAAUCCACCUGGAGCUAUUCUUGUAGAAGAGCAGACCACUGAUUUCAUUACUAUAAGUUGGGGUUGGCCCCAAGACAUGGACUUGGGCCAGUACAGUUUCAUCAUAGUCUAUCAAACUAAUGAAACCCAGACCGCAAACAAUAUGAUGACAUUGAAGAACUUGACAUCAGGGACUCUGUACAGCAUCUCUGUGAUAACCGUAGGGCCAAUGGGCUACCAGAGCACUCCAGUGACGGCAGAAAUCUCCACCAAGCCUGAAAGAGUGAGGCCUGUGGUUUCAAGCAGAGGCACCAAUGAUACCAUUGAGGUGACAUGGACCUCUCCAUCUGGCAAUGUAGAACAAUACAUGGUCAACUUGAUCAGUGAUUAUGGAGACAACCAAACAAAGGUUCUUAACUCCAGCUUUGAGUCACACUCAUUCAUUGGACUGACAGCUGGGAGAAACUACACAGUCGUAGUGACCACAAUCAGUGGACCCUUUGCUGAAGAAUCAGAGCCUGUUUCCAAUGCAACCUAUCCCAAUCCACCUGGAGCUAUUCUUGUAGAAGAGCAGACCACUGAUUUCAUUACUAUAAGUUGGGGUUUGCCCCAAGACAUGGACUUGGGCCAGUACAGUUUCAUCAUAGUCUAUCAAACUAAUGAAACCCAGACCGCAAACAAUAUGACGACAUUGAAGAACUUGACAUCAGGGACUCUGUACAGCAUCUCUGUGGUAACCGUAGGGCCAAUGGGCUACCAGAGCACUCCAGUGACGGCAGAAAUCUCCACCAAGCCUGAAAGAGCGAGGCCUGUGGUUUCAAGCAGAGGCACCAAUGAUACCAUUGAGGUGACAUGGACCUCUCCAUCUGGCAAUGUAGAACAAUACAUGGUCAACUUGAUCAGUGAUUAUGGAGACAACCAAACAAAGGUUCUUAACUCCAGCUUUGAGUCACACUCAUUCAUUGGACUGACAGCUGGGAGAAACUACACAGUCGUAGUGACCACAAUCAGUGGACCCUUUGCUGAAGAAUCAGAGCCUGUUUCCAAUGCAACCUAUCCCAAUCCACCUGGAGCUAUUCUUGUAGAAGAGCAGACCACUGAUUUCAUUACUAUAAGUUGGGGUUGGCCCCAAGACAUGGACUUGGGCCAGUACAGUUUCAUCAUAGUCUAUCAAACUAAUGAAACCGAGACCGCAAACAAUAUGACGACAUUGAAGAACUUGACAUCAGGGACUCUGUACAGCAUCUCUGUGGUAACCGUAGGGCCAAUGGGCUACCAGAGCACUCCAGUGACGGCAGAUAUCUCCACCAAACAAUACAUGGUCAACUUGAUCAGUGAUUAUGGAGACAACCAAACAAAGGUUCUUAACUCCAGCUUUGAGUCACACUCAUUCAUUGGACUGACAGCUGGUAGAAACUACACAGUCGUAGUGACCACAAUCAGUGGACCCUUUGCUGAAGAAUCAGAGCCUGUUUCCAAUGCAACCUAUCCCAAUCCACCUGGAGCUAUUCUUGUAGAAGAGCAGACCACUGAUUUCAUUACUAUAAGUUGGGGUUGGCCCCAAGACAUGGACUUGGGCCAGUACAGUUUCAUCAUAGUCUAUCAAACUAAUAAAACCGAGACCGCAAACAAUAUGACGACAUUGAAGAACUUGACAUCAGGGACUCUGUACAGCAUCUCUGUGGUAACCGUAGGGCCAAUGGGCUACCAGAGCACUCCAGUGACGGCAGAAAUCUCCACCAAGCCUGAAAGAGUGAGGCCUGUGGUUUCAAGCAGAGGCACCAAUGAUACCAUUGAGGUGACAUGGACCUCUCCAUCUGGCAAUGUAGAACAAUACAUGGUCAACUUGAUCAGUGAUUAUGGAGACAACCAAACAAAGGUUCUUAACUCCAGCUUUGAGUCACACUCAUUCAUUGGACUGACAGCUGGGAGAAACUACACAGUCGUAGUGACCACAAUCAGUGGACCCUUUGCUGAAGAAUCAGAGCCUGUUUCCAAUGCAACCUAUCCCAAUCCACCUGGAGCUAUUCUUGUAGAAGAGCAGACCACUGAUUUCAUUACUAUAAGUUGGGGUUGGCCCCAAGGCAUGGACUUGGGCCAGUACAGUUUCAUCAUAGUCUAUCAAACUAAUGAAACCCAAACCGCAAACAAUAUGACGACAUUGAAGAACUUGACAUCAGGGACUCUGUACAGCAUCUCUGUGGUAACCGUAGGGCCAAUGGGCUACCAGAGCACUCCAGUGACGGCAGAAAUCUCCACCAGACCUGAGAGCGUUCGGGGUCUUAAAGUGUCCUCAACAUCUGUAAACAUGAUCAACAUAACAUGGCAGGAGCCUGUCGGGUUGAAACCCGGGUACUCUUAUCGUGCUACGAUCCAGAGCAGCGCGUACCAACUCGGGGUCAGCAUCACAGAGUUGCAUUAUGAAUUCACCAGGCUGGUUCCAGGCAACCGCUACAAUUUGGAGGUAACGUCCCAGACGUCUGAUGGGACUGAAGGCUCUCCCAUGAGCAUCUCUGUCUGUACAGACACGUCUCCCGUUAACUUCACCUGCGUCGGGCCGAACCGCACUGGCCCCCUGCUGAACCUGGCGUGGGACAGUCCCGAGGGCUCGAACGACGGGUUCUGGGUGACGUGGAGCGAGAACGGGAGUGCGACCCUUCCCGCCUGCACAGGCAGCUGUAGCCACAGCAUCGAAGACCUCUCAUACCACACCCCGUACAGUGUGCAUGUGUGGACCCUGGGCUGUGGGAAAAGCAGCAGUGUCUCUGAAAAUGUUUGUCAGACAGGCAUCACAGCUCCACCUGAACUAAACCCAGACAUAAAUGUCGUUGUGGAAAAGCAGCAUGAUGGGUUUACUCUGAAAUUCGACUCGAGUGUACUCAAUGGAAAAAACGGACCAAUUACGGCUUAUGGCAUACUACUGACAUCCAAUUUGAAUGGGUUUUCUGAAAAAAACAACAGCGGUUUGCGAAAAUACCUUGAUAAAACCUAUAAUGACUGGACCGGAGAUAAUAGUGUCCCGUAUCUGGCAACCGCACGUGAAAUUGACACAGGCCAAAAUCGAAAUGAGGAAUCUGAGCUUGUGGUUGAAGUGGGGUCUGGUUCGGACUGGAAUGGAUACCACAACGGACCGCUAAAGCCCGUGACAACUUACAGAUAUGCUCUGGUGAUGUUUACUCACGUUGUGAUAAAAGAUGAAUUGGUUGACGUGUCAGAAUCCUUGUUCUCAGUGUCACCCUUUUCUGCCAACGAUGUCGACCUUCCACAAAAUCCAGGUGUGAUUACGGCUGGAGCUGUGGCCGGGACAUUAGCGGUCAUAACUGCUCUUGCUGUCGGGGCCGCCGUGUACUGGAGGAGAGCUGCCAAAAAGAGACCUACAGAGAUCCCCAUCGAGGCCAUGAGAGGCUUUGGACGGGAGAGAAUGAGAGAACAGUGUGUGUGUGUGCCUCAGAGAGAGAGUUUGUGUGUGUGCAGUCUUGCUGUGCAGUCAGUAUCACGCAGUAAUCACAGUGUUGUGUUUUCCUGCAGUGGUGUGCCUGUGCAGGUGGUGGAGUAUGAGGUGUACCACAAGAAGCAGAGCGCGGAUUCCAACUGUGGAUUUGCUGAACAAUAUGAGGACCUGCGGUCGGUGGGCAUCGCCCAGUCGAAGACGAGUGCCACAGAUCCUGAAAACAAGGGCAAGAACCGCUACAGCAACGUGCUGCCGUACGACGCGUCACGAGUCAAACUGUCUGUCCAGGGGAGUCAGUUUGACGACUACAUCAAUGCCAGCUACAUCCCGGGUUACAACUGCAAAAAGGAGUAUAUUGCAGCACAGGGUCCUCUCCCAGGGACGGUGGACGAGUUCUGGAGAAUGCUCUGGGAGAAGAACGUCCGCACCCUGGUCAUGCUGACCAGAUGCAACGAAAUGGGAAGGGUGAAAUGUGAAGAAUACUGGCCUUCCGACACCAAACACUAUAAGAACAUUGCUGUGACGACCACGUCUAUCAUCCCAUUGGAGGACUGGACCAUCAGAGACUUUGAUGUGAAAAACGUGAAAACGGCAGAAACCCGGAAUCUGCGGCAGUUCCACUUCACGGCUUGGCCCGACCACGGGGUGCCCGAGUCCACCGAGCUGCUAAUCAACUUCCGUCACCUGGUCAGGGAGCACAUGGAGCAGCACUCCCGAAACUCUCCCACCGUGGUGCACUGCAGCGCCGGGGUGGGCCGGACAGGGACCAUGAUCGCCAUCGAUCACCUGAUCUUUCAGAUCGAGAGGGAGAGCAUGGUGGACCUGUACGCCAUCGUGCACAGCAUGCGAAUGCACCGCGGCCUCAUGGUCCAGACCGAGGAGCAGUACGUGUUCCUGCACAGGUGCGCCUUGGACAUUAUCAAAUCAAGGACCGGAACCAACGUGGACCUGAUCUACCAGAACACAGCCGCAAUGGAUAUUUAUGAGAACUUUAAGCCCGGGGGCGCGGGGGCCGUCUAGUCUCCAACCGGAACCCGGCCGUCCACCACCCAGCUCCCCAUGGGGCAGCACUGCCACCUCAUGCCAGGAUGGUCCCGGGUAUGGGUGUUCUACGCGUGGGGUUCCUCCAGGUUCUCCAGUCUCCUCCCACAGUCCAAAGACGUGCAGGGUAGGGUACUUGGGGGGUGAGUUAACAGGGUGUUGCAGCAAAAGAGCAUGCAUGCUCAGUCAACCUACCCUGUAUAAGCAAAGGUUAAUAAAUAAAUCAAAUAAAUAAUAAUAAUCUCCAUGCUCUCUAGCACGGGAUUCUCUAAUGGUCGUCCACAGUGAAAGUUUUACCACAGUGAUUGUAUUAUUUAUCUACUGCUCCAGAAAUCUUGAAGAAUUAAGGAAAAAUGUUUGUCUUUUCAACAGGAAGGUGAAUAUUUUUAACGAUCGGUAUUGUUAUUUUUUCAAUUAUGUCACUGUUUUUUUGUAAGCUGAUUUUGGCAGACUUUUCAGGUAAACAAAUGAAAUAAUUUUGAUAGGAGAAACCGUGUGGAAAAUACUGUAUACGUUAAGCUUUGCACAUUCUGAAGAAAUGGGCUAUUUUACAUUUUAUAUUUUAUUCUUUCUAUUCUUUCUAUGCUUAUUUUCGCUUGCUUGUUUCAGAUGCAUUUCAGAUUGUUUUUGUGCCACAAAGGUUAAAUAUGGUUAUCACAAUGUGUGCAAUACAAGACUUUUCUAUAUAUACAGAACAGGAUUUAAUUCUGCUGAAAGAGAUUUAUGUACACAGACACGCACGCACGCACACACACACACACACACACACACUCAGGACAUUUGUAAACUUGUCAGAGUUGCGGAGGAUGCUGGUAGGCAAUUGCCCUUUGACUUAAAAAUGAAUAUUGAGAUAUUUAUGUCACCACAAAGUCUGUCAUCAGGUUAUAUAUAUAUAUAUAUAUGUAUACAUCUAUGUUCCUUUAUAUGCCUCUAAAGCAGAGCACUUAACUCCAGUCCAUGACAACAGUGCUCAUCUGUGCUGCCCUGCCUGGCACUAGUGCUGUGAAGAGGAAGCAGAGUUUGCAGGGCAAACAGUUUUGACGGCAGCCAUUUUGUGUGUGUUCUUACUCGGGCUGGGGUAAGUGUUGGGGGGGG
This is a messenger RNA of Conger conger (European conger), 7161 nucleotides long. RefSeq names its product receptor-type tyrosine-protein phosphatase eta-like. Bases 202 to 6045 code for a protein of 1947 amino acids. The transcript has 32 exons. Gene Ontology annotation, biological process: angiogenesis; protein dephosphorylation. Gene Ontology annotation, molecular function: cadherin binding; protein tyrosine phosphatase activity. The record is from RefSeq and is a predicted model, not a curated record. NCBI's taxonomy places the organism in Eukaryota, Metazoa, Chordata, Actinopteri, Anguilliformes, Congridae.